Gavialis gangeticus (Gharial) is the source of this 3766-nucleotide messenger RNA. It is a transcript of the gene UNC5CL, whose product is annotated as unc-5 family C-terminal like. Gene Ontology annotation, molecular function: netrin receptor activity; protein binding. Gene Ontology annotation, cellular component: membrane. The record is from RefSeq and is a predicted model, not a curated record. Lineage: Eukaryota; Metazoa; Chordata; Crocodylia; Gavialidae. Bases 647 to 2320 code for a protein of 557 amino acids. The transcript is spliced from 8 exons. Gene Ontology annotation, biological process: netrin-activated signaling pathway.
UAAGGUGAUUUAUUAGCAGUUGGCUAAGCAGAGAAGAAAAAGCAGAACAAAUACAUCCCUGCCCUGUCCUAACAGAGAAGGAGAGAGAAACUGUGCCUUAAAUCCAUGGCUGUAAUAAACAGUUAUUUGCUCAGCCACACAGCUGUACCAUCAGGAACAGAGCUCAGGGCUUUGUUUGCAUCAAUAACACUGAAAAAAGACUCUCAACACUGUUUUGCUGUAUCACCAUCCUCUACAUCCUGCUGCUGUGUGGUGUUUUGUUUUUUUUAAGGGUUUUGAGGAUCACAUUGGCAGCUUCUGGCUUAAAUGACUACGUGUUCCUCUGUCCUGGUAUCAUAAGCUGUCUAGCUGGCCCUGAUGAAAGAGCAUCCUUGGGGUACAUUUUGGCCCACUUCCUGUUGAAUAUGAAGGAAGCAAUCACUGGGAAAAUUUCACUAUAGAAUGAGGGUAACUUUGGGGACUCAGAGCUCCAUAAACGAGUCCUUGUAACAGUGCUGCACUGCUAGUCCAUGAUUAAGGAGCUUGUUCCAAAGUACACUGCCUUGAUACAAUCCUGGCAGAUUUUGAUGCGACUGGAGGUUGUUAGCCUAAACCACUUCUGAGUUCAGGGAGAAGGAAGAGUGGCAGAGCUGGUGCCCAGGGACUCAUGGAGAGAUUCCUUGAGCAGAGUCUUUUAACACGGGUCACAGUGGUCUCUGUCUUUGUCACCUCUGUCCUGCUCCUGGGUAAAUGCUUGUUGUCAUGGUGCCCCAAGCUACCCUGCCUUCGCUGGGUGGAACAAAGAGGCAGGCAGGGCACGCCGGACUCCAUCCCUGUGCCCCUUCCCAAACUGGAUGCGCUGUCUACUGUGUCUUGCCCCACGGUGACUCUGGAGGAGGUGGAGGGGUUUUAUCGGGAGCUGCACACUCCAACUGGGGGCAGGAUGGUGGUGAAGCAGCUGCUGAACAAGUUGCUGGUCUACGUAGGCAAGGAGGUGGACCACAGGGGUGAUUGUCUCAUGCUGAUGGAGAUGGGCAUCUCACUAGCCAUUCCACCAGGGGCAGUAGCACUGGGACAGACCAAGAAGGUCUCUUUGGUGCUCAUCUGGGACCUGUCGGAUUCUCCCCCGCUCUCCAGCUCGCAGGCCCUCAUCAGCCCAGUUGUGUACUGCGGGCCCCACGGUUCGGUGUUCCAGAAGCCAUGUCAGCUAGUGUUCAAGCACUGUGCAGGGAGCGUGACUCAAGCAAGGGCUUAUACUAGCAACACCGACCUCCUCAGUGCUAAGGCCUGGUGCCCCGUCCAGGACAGAGAGGAGCUCAAGGCAAGGACCACUAGGGAUGAAUGCCAGAUACAGCUCUCGCACUUCAGCCUCUACACCUGUGUCCUCGAAGCUCCGUGGAACGCAGAGGCUCGGAAGUGGCUGCAGCUGGCCAUCUUCUGCUCCCCGCUAGCUGCUGACCAGACUCACCUCCAAAUCCGCAUAUACUUCCUCAACAACACACCCUGUGCCCUGCAGUGGGCAGUUACCAAUGAGCAGCCCUUUCGAGGAGGCCUCUGUGGCCCAGUCCAGAUCUUCGAUUUCACUGGCAGGACCAAGGAUAUGUGCCUGGCUCUCAAGUACCUCUCGGAUGGUUGGGAAAACGUGGAUGACAGUAGCUGCCAGGUUGUCCCCCACCUCCACAUCUGGCAUGGAAGAUGCCCAUUUCGCUCCUUCUGUUUCCGGAGGAAGCAGAAUGAAGAAGGGGCUGUGCCUAGUGGUGAAAUCAUUGUGACAAUGCACACCUACCAGAGCGGCCUGGAGAAGAAGUACAUGGAAAUCUUGAGAUUUCAAGCCCCAGAAAACAGGUCACAGAUGACCCGAAUCUUCUCUUCCCCUCUUUGCAACAGAAUGCCCCGGGAACUCUUUGAGCAGUUGCAGAUGUUGCUGGAGCCAAACAGCAUCAGUGGGAACGACUGGCGCAAGCUGGCCUCCAGGUUGGGCCUGUGUGGUAUGAAAAUCAGGUAUUUCUCAUGCCAGCAAAGACCGGCAGCUGCUACCCUGGAGAUCUUUGAAGAGCAGAAUGGGAGCCUGAAGGAUCUCUACAACAUCAUGGUGGCCAUGGACAGGUUGGACUGUGCCUCGGCCAUCGAAAGCUUCCUGAAUGGGACAGGGAACAGACACUGCUGCAGUUUGGCUACCAGGCCCCUCAGAAAUGAUCACCAGCUGGUAGGAGACCAAGAGUCCCCAGAACAAGAACUGCAAGAACAAGGGCAACCUAUAGCAUGGUCCCCAGGGAGAAAGAUGCUGCCAUCAGAAGCUUAUGAAAACCAAGCCCUGGAGGUGGAAGAGGAGAAAGUCUGAGCUGCAGCAGUGAGAGCUCCCCAGCCUGUACUCGCCCUAGCCUAUUUGAAUUUUGGGGACAGAUUGCCUGGAAAGCAAGCCUCUGGACUGAGCAGAAGGGCUCUCCACCCUCACACUCCUAGCAUUGGGUGCUUGGGGUGUGCAGCAACUUCCUCCAUGUUGGCUGGACUCAGCUUCUCAAAGCUUGCAUUGGAUUCUUUUCUGGCAUUGCCAGCCAGUCUGGGUUUCCCUAUUACCUGGUGAGGGAUGGCAGUGCCUGGUUAUUUCCAACUGCAGACUUAAGGGUGGUGUGGUUUCUGAGGCUCAACAAGAAAGAGAUGCUUUUGGGUGCAAUGACUCACAGAUUCUUGCUUCCAGGUGGAAGACACAGGAGUCUAUGUCUGGAGCAAAGUGCCAUGUCUUUCGGGAAGGUACUGUUGUUCUGCUCAGAGGGGGAGAACUGCAGCAGUUCUCACAGGGAUGAGGGGAGACAGGCCAUCUCUGAACUGGGCCUCCACUCCCUUGCUGUCCUAGUUCCACUCCCAUAAUUAAAAGUGGGAAAGCUCCUCCCUGUGCUCACAAGGGAAAAGGUUAAUUCAGCAGUGAGUCCCUAGGUAGGACUUUGUAUGUGGCUGCAGCACUGUGUGAAAAGGCCUGUGCCUCUUGCAUCCUUCCAUCAGCAAGCUAGGGGAAGCACACGGGAAGUGACUGUGAUCCAGCCCUGGCAACAAGCAUAGGGAACAGCAGCUGUGCAUCACUGAUCCACAAGCAGGAGGCCUGGGAUUAGCCAGCCUGCUGCAGCUUUGAUCAAUGGGAUACCCUUAGGCCUUUUUAGGCACAGUGCAUGGCCAUUUAUGGAUUUCAUCUCUUGGCACCCCAGAAGGCUGGGAAAGAUCAUUAUCCCCAUUUAAAGAGAGUGAAAGAGAGAAAUGAUGCGAUUUGUCCAAGAUCACAGAAGAGGAGGCACAACUAGGCACUGAACCCAGCCCAACUGAGACCCAGUACUGCCUCCAAUAGUCCACCUUACCAGCCCUCCCCAAGAUAAGCUGAGUGCCCAGCCAUGGAUGAGAACUGCAAGAAAACCUUCAGGUACCACACACUCAUAGGAAGACUGGAACUGCAUACCUUUUAUUUUAAAAUAUAUAUUACAUAUCCUUUUAAAAAAGGAUGAUUUGCAAAUAGUUUUCCAGUUGGACAGUUCAGUGUGUUCCACAGGCCCCUCUUGCCACAGAACCAGCAUUGAAGAUGGGAGGGAGAAUUUAAAAAAAGAGGUGGGGAAAAAGUACCCCCUCUUAAGGGCAUACCUACUGUCAAAGCUCUUGUCCCUUUCUUCCCUCUGCCCGACUUGUGUGGGAGGAAGGCAGGAAUUGCAGGAGGUACUCUGGGAAGUGGGGUGGCCCUGGGUACCCUCUACAGUGGCUAAGUGGGGAGGGGCUCUGUGGAACACCAAGGCUUCCAAGAACAUAA